Molecule: messenger RNA, 382 nt
Organism: Medioppia subpectinata
Lineage: Eukaryota; Metazoa; Arthropoda; Arachnida; Sarcoptiformes; Oppiidae
Source: the annotation of a GenBank genome assembly
AUGAUAUAUCAGAUGCUGUUGGAGAUGGCGUUGACAGCCAUACCCGACGGUGCUGUACAUAGACUGACCAGAUUGAACUGUUGGCCUGACAUCCAAUGGACGGGGAUGAAUUACUGGGAAAUAUUUGAUGAAUUGGUUGAGUUAGGAUCCGGUGGUUUUGGACACGUGUUUAAAGUGAGGGAUAAAUACAAUGACAGCAAUUAUGCGAUUUGGCAGAAAAACAGAAACAAAAUGUUUUAAAGGAAACGCAAAAUUUAAUAAAAUUGCGCUCAGAAUAUGUCAUUCAAUACUAUUAUUCGUGGAUUGAAUUUAAUUGUCUAUAUAUUCAAAUGGAUUGUUUGGCCGGAAAUUUAACACAAGUUUUAAAAAUCAAAAUCAAAAU